UUUGACGUCUGUCAAAAUCAGCUGACUGUCACAGUCACAGUUGUCAUGUGUCAAAUAAUAAAAACACUUCUGGAAUGAUUUUAAAAAUAUUUUUAGAAUGUCUCGUGGCAAACUUUGCAUAUUCCCUCUCCCAAAGCCCCAUUUUAAUAGUCGUAUCAUAUGACGCCUUCAGGUAUGACUUUUUCGAUACAAAAUCUGUACCCCACAUGAACAGAUUGAGGAAAUUGGGGACCUAUUCCGACUAUUUGGUUAAUGUUUUCCCGACUAAAACGUUCCCAAAUCAUCAUUCAAUUGCCACGGGGUUGUAUCCUGACAUACAUGGGGUUAUCGGUAACAGUUACUUCAAUAAAACAACCAAUACUGUGGUUCAUAUUAAUUAUGAAAUGUUUCAUUUUAACGACAAUGUUGUCCCGAUUUGGAGGAGAAAUGAGGAUGCGGGUGAAGGAAGACACUCAGGGGUGAUGAUGUGGCCAGGGGGUUGUUACCCCUAUCAAGGAAAAAAAAUAACACAUUGUCAAGACUAUAAGCACGAUUUUGACUGGUUUAAACGCAUUGAUAUGGCAAUUGAAUGGAUCAAAGACCCGAAAAAACCAGCCAAUUUAGUAAUGCUUUAUUUCGACGAACCAGACACUGAUGGUCACAUUUAUGGUAUUAAUUCGGACAUAGUUAAUAAUUUGAUCACUAAAUUGGACAAUAUCACACUUUAUUUGCAUCAACAAAUUGAAAAAAAUAAUUUAGGCGGGAAAGUAACAAUUGUACAUCUCAGCGACCAUGGAAUGUUGGAUGUGAAGCCCCCGAAUUUUAUCAACGUAACGCAAUAUUUGACCCCUGACACGUACAUCUACGCGGGGUCAACCCCCAUUUUACAGUUCCAUCCCAAAAAAGGAUUCGAGUCUGAAAUUUAUGAAAAACUGAAAAAUGCGUCGUUACUGAACCAUUUCAGUGUGUUUAAAAAAGAAGAGUUUUUGCCUAGAUGGCACUAUGAUAAUCCUAGGAGUCCCCCAAUUCUAGUUUUAGCUGAUGUUGGGUAUGGACUCGAUGAUUUGAUCAUUUCUACAAAAGAAAAAGCAGAAAACUUAACAAAUAACUCGACGUUUGGGGUUCACGGUUACGAUUAUACCGUCAGGGAAAUGCGUCCGUUUUUCAUGGCGCGGGGCCCCAAAAUUAAAGUCAAUCACAAGGUGCCCCCUUUUAACACCGUGGAUUUGUUUAAUUUCUUUUGUGAAGUACUGGAAAUCGCCCCAACUAAAAAUAACGGGUCAAAUAUUGGAGAUAUUUUUAUUGGAACUGGAAAGUAUUCACUCACGACUAUUCUCACCAUUACUGCGGGGGGUAUUGUCAUUUCGUUGAUAUUAAUUUCUUGUGCUGCUGUUUUGACGUUAAUGAUGAUCAAAAGACAGCAGAGUAUUACGACAACUGCUGCGUUAAAUAAAAGAUUUCCGCAGACUUUUCAAAGUAGUAUUGAAGCACAACACUUGUUAGAACCAGAAGACGCGUAAAUUAUUGAUUUUAAGGUGUCUCCUAUCUAAUUUUUAUAAUUAGAGUGAUUUUAUUGUGAUGUGUCGAGGCGGGACCUUGACUGUUUUUCUGCUUACCAAUUGUAGAUAUAUUGAUAUUAUAAAAAUAAGAUAGGAUUUUACUUGUUUAUGCUCAAUAGUUAUUAAGUUUAUUCUCGUGUUAAACCGCCCAUUGAUUAAAAAAAAUCAAAAUUUGAUUAUUGUGUGAUGAAUGUAAAAUUAGUAGUCAUUACCACGAGGUUGAUUUUCAGGAGAAUUAUUAAAUAAUAAUAAGUACUAUAUAUUUUGUUGGUCCAAUAGGGGGUUUUUAUAGUCAUUUAAUUUCUAGUUUAGAAUUUUUAUUUGUUAUUAGGAAAAUUUUAUGAGAAAAAUUUUCUGAUUUUUGUUUCUAGUCAUUUCCAUAAAAUAAUAUGAGGAAACGUUUAUUGAAUACGUAGUUGUGUAGAUAUAAAACGUUUUUACAAUUUUAAACAAAAGACAAUACACAGAAUUGACGAAAAACCCUUGACACUUAACCCAAAAAUUUUCAAAAACCAUGAAGUCCCUUUUAUUUCAAAAAUUGUAUAUUUAUGAUAAUAUGUUUUAACAAUUCACAAACAUUAAAACCUUAAAGGCGCAUUUUGGAAAUCAAAAUCUUUUUUGUUCAGCAGUUUUUUUCCUGAAAACAAAAUGAAAACUUAAAAAAAAACACAAUUUAUAUUUUUAACGUAUAAAAAAUAUUUUUGUUGUAUUUUUUAAAUUUCUUAUAGUCUGGAUUAAAAUGAUUGAACAAAUUUCAAGAUUACUCACUUAAAUUGUGUAUUUAUUUGUUGUAUUUUUUGUCGAAAUUGCGAAUUUUAUUCAAAAAUUGUAUACUCGUUUUCAUAUUAAUGUGCAUUGAAGUAGUCGUUGAAAGAGAUCACUUUAAGUGUUGCCAGGACUGGUGAAAUUUCACCAGAUCUGGUGAUUUUUAUACUAAUUUAAUGAUUUGGUAAAUAUUUUGUAAAAAUUUUAAUUUCUGAUAAUUUUUUAGAAACGUAACUGUAGUUCUAGCAGAAAAUUA
Messenger RNA from Tribolium madens (black flour beetle), 2559 nucleotides. Its product is annotated as ectonucleotide pyrophosphatase/phosphodiesterase family member 5-like. The coding region runs from base 75 to 1499 and encodes 474 amino acids. The record is from RefSeq and is a predicted model, not a curated record. Lineage: Eukaryota; Metazoa; Arthropoda; Insecta; Coleoptera; Tenebrionidae. The transcript has 5 exons.